This is a messenger RNA of Musa acuminata subsp. malaccensis (wild Malaysian banana), 553 nucleotides long. RefSeq names its product putative phytosulfokines 6. Gene Ontology annotation, biological process: cell population proliferation. NCBI's taxonomy places the organism in Eukaryota, Viridiplantae, Streptophyta, Magnoliopsida, Zingiberales, Musaceae. Gene Ontology annotation, molecular function: growth factor activity. The record is from RefSeq and is a predicted model, not a curated record. Gene Ontology annotation, cellular component: extracellular region.
CAGCUGUUGCUUCUCGUUUCCUGCGGCCACUGAAACCAGACCAUGUGAAGAUGAAGGAUGCAGGAGGGGUGGAGGAAGAGGAACCUUGGAAUCUCAUGGGCAUGGAAGCAUGCGCGGGUGGAACCGAAGAAUGCCUCGAGAGGAGAAUGAUGUCCGAGGCCCAUUUGGACUACAUCUACACGCAGCGCCACCCUCAGCCAUAGAAGAGGAAGGCAAGAAAGAAGCAAAGCCAGGAUGAGCAGUGAUGGGAUCUCAACAAGUUGCUUAAGAGUAUCUAAUGCUUAUUAAAACCAUCUCUCACCGAACAAUGUCAUAUAUAAAUGAAGGUGUGAUGCAAUCACUAGGUGGCAUUCAGUGCUGUCAAAGGUGUUUUGUAUGGCUUUGUUACCAUGUAAUGUCAGUGAGCGCAGGACAACUUGAGCCAACACCACCUUACUAGUAUAAUGAUAUAAGUUGCUUCCACUAUUCCUGCUCCUUGUCUUGUCAAAAGGUUGUGGUUUCUCGUACAUAUAAACAUAUAUAGUAUUGCCAUCGUAAUAUUCAAACAACAGUA